Messenger RNA from Glycine soja, 1951 nucleotides. Its product is annotated as fluoride export protein 2-like. Gene Ontology annotation, biological process: fluoride transmembrane transport. The transcript is spliced from 6 exons. Lineage: Eukaryota; Viridiplantae; Streptophyta; Magnoliopsida; Fabales; Fabaceae. The record is from RefSeq and is a predicted model, not a curated record. Gene Ontology annotation, cellular component: membrane. The coding region runs from base 182 to 1540 and encodes 452 amino acids. Gene Ontology annotation, molecular function: fluoride transmembrane transporter activity.
GGGCAAGUAGAAAAUUGUUAAUCAAACUUGUCAAGUACCUAGAAAUUAGAAUCCAGUCAUAUAUUUGGUACCACACAUAUAUAGGGUCAGCAUUGGUGGCAGGUGCAUGAGUCAACCUGGUAUUUUAUUUGUUUUGGUUUUAAGAUGGUGAAACGAGUGUUGUGGUUGUGUUAGUGUUCAGAUGGAGAGAAUAAGCAGUGGGGGUUCUUCCAUCAGAAGGCGUUCAUUGAGCAUAUCAAGUCACAUAAGCCAUCAUACAGACAAUGAUGAUGCUGAGUGUGAGAGUGUUUCAGAGGCUGGAGACAUCGGAGAUCGUGUUACUAUUCGAAGCAAGAGGAUCAGUGAGAGCAGCAGCAGCUUCCGCUUGUCUUUUGACAACAGGUCAGAAAAUGAAGCUGUUGUUUCCAUUCCAGAGGAACACAGAUUGCAUCCCAACUCUGUUAGGCCUUUGCCUCCUGCUGCACGCACAUCUACCUCCCCUCUUUCAACUGAUGCAAUAGUUGGUUCUCAAGACACAAAACAUGAUCCUCAUAAAUGUUUACCAGUGUUGCUGGACUAUGCUUCAUUUAUGGUUCCUUUAGCAGUUUUUGGAAUUCUUGGGGUCUUUUCAAGAUACUUACUGCAAAAGUUAUUUGGCCCUGGGGUUGCUCAUGUGACAAGCGACCAAUCUAUUCUUUAUGUUGAUCUUCCUUCUAAUAUGAUUGGUUCAUUUCUUAUGGGAUGGUUUGGUGUGGUAUUCAAAGGAGACAUAAUUAAUGUCUCAGAGCAUCUAGCAGUAGCAAUAACAACAGGUUACUUGGGAAGCCUCACAACCUUCAGCGGUUGGAAUCAAAAAAUGCUAGAACUCAGUGUUUCCGGGCAUUGGCUCUUCGCUGCACUUGGCUUUCUAGUAGGUAUAUUUCUCGUUGGCUAUUCCAUCAUAUUUGGGAUAGAAACUGCCAAGGGUUUCAGGUGGCUUCUCCACAGGCUGAAUAUUAGUUCAGGCAAAGAAGGCUCUAAGAUCAACUGCAACGUAUACAGCUACCGCUGUCAGUUGAUAGUUAUGGCGAUAUCCGUGGUUGCAUUGGGCAUAUUAUGGGGUGUCAGUGGUGUAUUAGUUAAGGCUGAGUUCAAGAAUGGUGGCAAUGCUGCUCAGUUAUGGUUUGCUUGCAUGGUUGGACCUAUAGGUGUGUGGAUUAGAUGGUUCUUAGCCCGGCUCAACGGACGCGGAUUGGGAAAGGCAGGGCUGGUUAAAUGGAUUCCGUUUGGAACUUUAAUUGCCAAUGUAUCAGCUGCUUGUAUUAUGGCUGCACUUUCCAGUGUGAAGAAUGCAGUGAACACCAGGGAUUGUGAUACUGUUGUAGCAGGAAUACAAUUUGGUCUAAUGGGGUGUUUGAGUACGGUCUCUACAUUCGCUGCAGAGUUUAAUGCGAUGAGAGAAAGCAGUCGUCCUAUGAGAGCUUAUGCAUAUGCUGCCAUUACAGUUCUUGUGUCAUUCGCUUUAGGAAUCUUGAUAUACUGUAUUCCCGUUUGGACAAAGGGGUUUGACAUUGACACAUAGCAAUUGAGUAAGGCAAUCAUGUUUUGGUUGAAACAUUGCAGCUUCACGACAACCUCCCUCCUGAUUUUAAAGAUAACGAAUUGUUUUUGCAGAGAAUGAGUUGGCAGUUCAGAGAAGCACGGUAAUGUAUCUACUACUUCUAAUAGUGAGAUCUGUCAAUAUUAGGAUUGAGUGUAAAGAGAGGUUUUGAGCUGAAACACCACUUCUUAUUAAUAUAGAUACCAUGUGUUGAUGUAGAAACAUGAACAAAGGAAGUUUGAGAACUUUUAAAUCCUGAAAGAAAUUCAUAUUUAACUUAAUUUUUCACAAAAGUUAUGGUAUUGAUAGGAGUGAAUACAGCUUAAUGGAAAGUGCUUAGGAACUUCUUAAAAAUGUUACUAGUAUAUACACUUUCCUUAUUUCUUUCGAUUA